Messenger RNA from Lolium rigidum, 1581 nucleotides. Its product is annotated as putative pentatricopeptide repeat-containing protein At1g53330. The transcript has 2 exons. NCBI's taxonomy places the organism in Eukaryota, Viridiplantae, Streptophyta, Magnoliopsida, Poales, Poaceae. Gene Ontology annotation, molecular function: protein binding. The coding region runs from base 1 to 1581 and encodes 526 amino acids. The record is from RefSeq and is a predicted model, not a curated record.
AUGGCCGGCAACAAGUUUUCGUCGUAUCACCUCGCCGCCGCACUCCGCCGGGAGCAUGACCCCGCCGCCGCACUCCGACUCUUCCUCAGUCCGCCAAACGCCGCCUCCGCCCCGUUCCGCUACUCCCUUCUCUGCUACGACCUCAUCAUCUCCAAGCUCGCCGCCGCGCGCCUCUUUCCGGCCAUGGAGUCCCUCCUCUCCAGCCUCCGCGCCUCCUCUCUCCAGCCGCGCGAACCCCUACUCUGCUGCGUCAUAUCAGCUUACGGCCGCGCUCGCCUCCCCGCCGCCGCUCGCCGCGCCUUUGCCCACCCCGCCUUCCCCGCUCCCCGCACCGCCCGCGCCUUCAACACUCUCCUACACGCACUCGCCGUCUGCCACACGCCCCUCCCCGAACUCCUUUCUGUUUGCCGCGACGCCGCCUUCUUCCCGGACGCGUGCACCUACAACAUCCUCAUGCGCGCGGUGGCUGCCACUGAUGGCUCCGUCGACCAUGCACGCCUUCUGUUUGACGAAAUGCUACAACGACGGAUCACCCCGACUGUUAUCACGUUUGGCACCCUCAUUGCCGCGUUCUGCGAAUGCGGUCGGCUCGAGGAGGCAUUUGACCUGAAGGAGGCGAUGAUUAAACAGUACAAUGUGAGGCCGAAUGCUCAUGUGUAUGCCAGUCUGAUGAAGGGUCUCUGCCAGAGGGGGGAUGUGGACAAGGCGCUGAGGCUCAAAGAGGAGAUGGCGUUGAGGAUAGAGCUCGGACUGGAUUCGGCCAUUUACGCGACCCUCAUAAGGGCAUUGUUCCGGGUAGGGCGGAAAGGGGAGGUGGUUAGUUUGCUGGAAGAGAUGAAGGGAAGGGGUAUUCCGGCUAGUAGAGUGGUGCACAACGCAAUGAUUGCGGGUUUCUGUGAGGAUGAGAGGGAUUUGGAUGCGGCAUUUGCAGCGCUUGAUGACAUGCUGAAGAGUGGGUGCAAGGCAGAUGCGGUGAGUUACAAUACCUUGGUUGCUGGGUUGUGCAAGUUGGGGCGGUGGUGGGAUGCAAACGAGUUGGUUGAGGAUAUGCCUAGAAGGGGCUGCGUUCCUGAUGUGGUGACCUACAGAAUGCUAUUCGAUGGAAUGUGUGCUGCUGGGGAGUUUCAUGAGGCAGAUCAGGUUUUGGAUGAGAUGGUCUUUAAGGGGUUUUCACCAAGCAAGGAAGGUGCGAGGAAGUUCGUUCAGGGAAUUGAGCGGGAAGGGGAUGUUGUCUUGCUGGAGUCGGUGGUGUGCCGUCUCGCUAAGUUGAACGCUUUGGAGUCAAGUGGAUGGGAGAAAGCUCUCAGCGGUGUGCUGAGGGAUCCUGCAGAGCUGAUGAUAAAUAAGCAUCUACUCCCUCCUCGUUCGUUUCUGCCAGCAACGUGCGCUCUGGUUGGUUGUGGAGCUUUUUACCGUCGAUCCUUCGCGCUAGCGAAAGCCAUGCACUGGCCAUUGUCUACCCUCGCCUGGCUGCGUUUGGACCCUACAGUCGAGUUGGUCCGCGCGUCAGUCGCCGCGGCUUGUUUUCAGGGCGCGCUCGCCUCGCACCAGCGUGCAAAAUAUCUUCUCCGCGCGGGGUAG